AGUCAGUGACGAGUAUGCUCAGAGUCGCAAAGCUCCGCUAUUUCUCCUGUCGAAGAAGUACUAUGUUUUAACUUUUAUGCAUCAAAUCUGCGCAUAUCGCGGAAUGGGAGAUGACAAUGUUAUAUCUCGGCUCGCCAGUAUGAAGGCUCUCUUGGGAAUUGUAGCAGGCGCUGGUGCCUCAUACGGCAUUUAUAAACUAGUGUUUGGUCGUGUUGCAGAUGGAGGAAACAGACGAAAGUCUAAAAGUGUAACUGUACAGCCUGGGAGUUUGAUGGCCAAAGUGUCUGGAUUUAAAGUUGUCAGCAAGACUGAUAAUCUGGAUGCACCUGCAGAUACUGAAUCGAGUGACAUUCACUCAAAAUCUACAGCCAGCUUGGAGCCUCGACAUCUCACUAUGCUUCUCUCCCUGCUGCAGAGCAGCCCCGACUCUGAGGAGAGGAGGAAAGUUCUUGUAACGUUAGGAAAUGCUGCUGCCUUCACAGUAAACCAGAAUCUUCUGCAAGAAUGUGGCGGCCUUCACAUUAUAGCCAACUUCCUUUCCGAUCCUUUACCUGAGAUAAGGGUGCAGACUCUAAAUGCACUGAACAAUUUAAGCAUGAACAUCUGUAAUCAAGAGCAGCUGAAGGUAUAUAUCCCUUCAGUGAUGCAGCUUAUUGAGAUGUCGCCGGUGAACUCUGACCUUCAGCUGGCAGCACUGAGAUUGCUUACUAACCUGUCUGUCACUGAAAAUCAUCAGCAUCUGAUGAAGAGCUCCAUCACCCUCCUUGUGUCACUACUCGUAGUGAGCAAUGAAGACCAACAGAUCCACGUCCUGAAGUUACUAGUAAAUCUUUCCUCUAAUCCAGAUUUGAUGGAUGAUAUUGUACAAGCACAGGCUCCAGCCUCUUUGAUUUUGUUAUUUGACUGCUGCACAAGCACCACCGUUCUUCUCCGCCUGUUAUAUUUUGUGGGCAACCUGCGGGCAUGGAGGCCCUCUGCACAGGUGGCUGAAGCACUGAGGAGACGACAGGACUCUCUAUACUGUGUUCUACUGGAUGGCUCCUCUCAGCUCCACUGCAAGCUGCCCCUGUUGCUCUACCACCCAGAUGAGGAGGUGAAGACGCAAGUGGCCAGACUCCUCACAUAACAUUUAGGCUUCUCUUUGCCUUUACCUGCCAGGCACUGGAUGUACCUUAUGGAUUAUUCAUCCUCUAUACUUGUUCUAUGUAUAGAAGUUGACACAAGCUUGUUUUCUCACUAACAUGUUAGAACUCAAAGAGUUAACAUCCUAGCUUUAAUUUCUUAAUGGAGCAUGGUUUGAUUUGUACUGAAAACAGGCUGCUCAUGUAGAUUUUGCACCUGUACACUCUACACUUCAUGUUGAAACAUUGAUAGGAAAUGUGAAUAUGUUGUGGGCUGUAUUUCAGCUUACUCCCUCAGGUGUUUUGAGCAACGUUUGUCAAAACACCUGAGGGUUUUUUGUGAACCCCACACCACAGACUCUCCCUGUCAGAGACAUUUUGAGAACAUCUCUACUGCCAAAUGUUUACUUGCCAACUGAAUUAAUAUUACAAGCUUGCAGAUAUUUUCUCUUGCCACACUAAGUGCUUUGGAUAUCCAAACUAGUAGUGGAAAGGACUUGCAUGCAUUCAGAAAUGUUUUGGAUAUGCCUUGAAAAAUAUGUAUUUCUUCAGUGCUGCAUAAUAUAAGAGAAGUUUACAACUGAAUGAGAAAACUUCAGGUGAUGCUGAUAUUAAUGACCCAGGUAGCCUUUUUGGUCACACUUUAUAUUAGGUGGCCUUAACUACUAUUUACUAAUAUUAAAUACAUACAAGACUUAAGUAUUCUGCAAAAUGCCCACAUUUGCAGCUACUCAGGUUGAGGUACAGGUAGGUUUAGGAGUAAGGGUAGGGUUAGGAUAAGGAUUAGGAGUGCAAGUUAGAUUUUGGGGUGGGGGUUGGGUUAGGAUAGGAUUAGGGGUAAAGUUAACAGUAUAACUACAAAUGUAAUUAAAUGCAAGUUUUUUAAACGUAAUUACAAUUCAACAACAUUGUACAUUGUAUCAAAUGGUUAAUUACAUUGAAGUUAAGGCCACCUAAAAUUUAGUGCAUCUGUCUAUUUUUGUAGAAUCUAUGCAUGCUAAUGGAAUUGAUUGUACAGUGACUUUGUUUUGUGAUUCUGAAAUUGACAUGGUCACUGACAUUAAUUUUUAAUACAUAUCGUUUCACAUUGUAAGCAAUUUCAAAUGCGAUUUUUUGUUCACAAUGGAACUACCGCUGUUAUACCAUUUGAAGUUCACUGUUGAGAACUGGCUGGGCGCAUAUGAGCGUCUGGAUUUUUGAAUGUAUAACUUAUUUUGAAAUGUUUUCUGGCAUCUAUUUCAGAUUUGUGGAAGUU
Xyrauchen texanus (razorback sucker) is the source of this 2376-nucleotide messenger RNA. RefSeq names its product armadillo repeat-containing protein 10-like. The transcript has 6 exons. The coding region runs from base 77 to 1126 and encodes 349 amino acids. NCBI's taxonomy places the organism in Eukaryota, Metazoa, Chordata, Actinopteri, Cypriniformes, Catostomidae. The record is from RefSeq and is a predicted model, not a curated record. Gene Ontology annotation, cellular component: mitochondrion.